Molecule: messenger RNA, 1928 nt
Organism: Nematolebias whitei (Rio pearlfish)
Lineage: Eukaryota; Metazoa; Chordata; Actinopteri; Cyprinodontiformes; Rivulidae
Product: semaphorin-7A-like
Exons: 13
Coding region: 27-1928 (633 amino acids)
Biological process (GO): semaphorin-plexin signaling pathway; negative chemotaxis; axon guidance
Molecular function (GO): semaphorin receptor binding; integrin binding; chemorepellent activity
Source: RefSeq, a predicted model, not a curated record
UGUAGAUUAACCACGAGAAGGUGAACAUGUCUCCAUCACUGGCCGUGUUUUUAUUUUGUUUUUUUACUUUGACUCAGGCGAACUCGCAUUCACCCAGGAUGACGUUCACAUUGAACGAGUCUCAAGUUGAAUCGUUUUCUUUACCUGGACAAUACGUCCCCGUGCAGAUUCUCCUGGAAGAGCAGCCAGAUGUUGUCACGUCUGUUGGAAAAACAAACCUAAACUUCUACCGCUUUAAAAGCCAGAAGACUGCAGUGAUGACCCAAACUUUGAGGAUAUCUUCUAGAAACAAGGAUUCUGGGGAGACGAAGGUGGUGUGGAAGGAAUGCACUGAAGACUGCGACUACAACAUCACAGUGGUCCAUCAGAGGGAGGUGAACGGGCCGGUGUUCGUGUGUGGGACCAACGGCAAGAACACUCUGUGCUGUUCCAUGAAUUUAACAGAACAAUCACAUGAAUGUGUUCCCUCAGAGGGACUGAGCAAAAUUCAGCAAACGAUAAGAGAAUUUGUCAUUAAGGGAGGUGAACAUUCUCUCCUCACAGGAUCUGAACAAAGUCAAGAUCUCUACAUCACAUACUCUGGAGCUCAUGAGUGUGCUGGCAUCCACAAGUUUGGGAGUGGAAGAGUAGGACCACCGACCCACGAUAAAGAGCAGCACUAUGUGGGUUUGGUGCUCAGCAGGAGGAAUGAUAGCUCCCAGAACAAGAUUUAUGCUUUCUAUAAGCAGAAAAACAAAGACACAAGACUGGAUGGAGACAUGUGGCUCUCCUAUGUGAGCCAAGUUUGCAUGUCAGAUACUGGUGGUUCCAAGAGCACUCUGCAGUUUAGCUGGACGUCUCUGAUGAAUACCAGACUCUUCUGUGGAAACCCAAACACCAAACAGGAUUUCUCUGAGCUGGUAGAUGUGGCCACUGUUCAUUCAGACCGGUGGGAAGAAACUAAGGUCUACGCUCUCUUCAGGAAUGAAUGGGGCAUGAGCGCUGUCUGCGUCUACACAAUAGGAGACAUUGACAACGUUUUUACAACAUCCCCGUUUAAAGGGUCCUUCACAUACGAUGACAUAGACAAACGCAGGAAAAGGUGUGUCCCUGACAGCACCAAGAUUUCUCCAAACGUCCUGAUGAGGAUUAAAGUGACCUCAGAAGUGGAGCAGUGGGUGCAGCCUGUGAACAGGUUUGGACCUGUUGUCAUUAAGCACCACAACUACACUCACAUCUACGUUGAUGCUUCCCAGAAGACGGCGAAUAGUCAUCAUCAGGUCGUCAUGUUUCUCUCCCUGAAUGAUGGAAAAAUUCACAAAGCAGUGCAGAAUGGGAGUCAUUCACUUCUCAUCGCUGAGUAUCAACCAUUCAACCACAGCGCCCACGUCCACAGUCUCCUCCUUCACGCUCCCUCUAGGAAGUUGUACAUGAACACCAGAAGUGAGCUCGUCCAGCUGGAUGUUGCAAACUGUGCUCGGUAUGGAGACACCUGUGAGGAGUGUGUCCUGUCCGGGGACCCUUACUGUGACUGGAUCAACGCCGGCUGCAGAACCGUGACACACACUCUUCAGGACAUGGACAGAAGGCACGAGGACGUCUGCCAGAAACAAGCCCCCCUCAUACGUCCACUCAUCGAGAACAAGGUGAUGAUGUCUCCUCAAUCCAAUUACUUUCUGAGCUGCCCCGUGUCGUCCCACCACGCUCAGUACACCUGGCACCACCCCGGUGGUACGACGCCCUGCGACCUGAAGGACAAGAUGUGCAUUCUUCUGAUUGAGAACAUGGGUCCAAGUCAGAUGGGUCAGUAUGAAUGUGUGGCAGAGGAGAUGGGGUACAGCAGAGUCCUGAAGCAGCAGUAUCUAGAGCUGAGGAACACGGCGGGAGGGCGGACAGCAGAACCUGCGCUCUGGGUGUGUUUGGUGGUUCUCCUGGUCAAGAGCUUCUAG